This is a messenger RNA of Naegleria fowleri, 1188 nucleotides long. RefSeq lists its product as uncharacterized. Gene Ontology annotation, molecular function: RNA binding. The record is from RefSeq and is a predicted model, not a curated record. The transcript has a single exon. The coding region runs from base 1 to 1188 and encodes 395 amino acids. Lineage: Eukaryota; Heterolobosea; Eutetramitea; Acrasida; Naegleriidae.
AUGUUGGAUGUUGUUGUGAUCGUAUUUCUAUCACUCAUUCCGAUCCUUUUGCAAAAGAUAACUGGGGAGUUAUCAUCAGAAGCAAAAAACAAAUCAAAUUCACUCUCACAAACUAGUGAUCAGUCAUCAUCGUUAAAAAAGGAAGUAGUUGUGAAACCUGAACUACAAGCAGUUAAUGUUCCAAAGACUUCUUCACCAGCGACUGAAACUGUUCAAAGUCUGAUCAAGAAAGAAGCAAUUAUUGAAAAACAACCAGUAGUAGCUGUGAAGGAACAGCAAUUGGAAAAGGCUGAGCCAGCUGUUGUCACACAAGCCACGACAGAACACCAAGAACCAGAGACAAGAGACUCUUCUUCACGAGUCACUACUAUUGAAACAAGUGACAUUGCAACAAUAGCAUCAUCCAACAACAAGGAAGCACAGACAUCCACCACAGAAUUUCAGAACAAUUUAGAUGAAUCAAAUGGAUCUUUUAUACUGAAGCCUUCCAAGAUUGUGAAAUACAUUAUUGGACCUUCAGGUUCCGUCAUCAAACAAAUAAUGAUCGAAACAAAUUCAAGAAUUGAUAUAACAGACAGGGAUGAAUCGGCUAAAUUGAUCAAAAUUAGUAGUAAUGGAUCUGAUCCAUCGUUGUUCAAUCUCCGAAAUACCUAUCACAGAAUGAUGGAAGAAUUGAACAAGUAUGGAUGGGCAUACGACGCUCAACAAGAUGAAUUUGUUGAACAUCUAACAGAGUCCAUGAAAUUAUUUAAAGAGUUGGAACAAAAGAUUAAGGAACAAUCUGAAAUCAUGUCAAAAUGCUUUGCAGAAGCGUCUGAAGCUUUCCAGAGAGGUGAGAAGGCACUUGCAUCACAAUUGAGUGAAGAAGGAAAACAGGCUCAAGAAUUGAUGAAGCAAUAUCAAAGUGAAAGUGCACACACCAUGUUCGAACAUUUAAAUAAGGACAGAACAGAGGAUGAAAUUGAUUUACAUGGACAAUAUGUUGAUUUUGCAAUGAAAUUCUUGAAAGAGAGAAUUGACAAAUUGAAACAGCAAAACAAGACAGAACUUACCAUCAUUUAUGGAGCUGGUAAUCAUUCAGAUGAGAAUGGACCAAAAAUCAAACCUGCUGUGUUGAAAUAUUUGGGUGAAGUGCAAAUGAAAUACGAGGAAAAAACGCAAGGAAGUAUUUUAGCGUUUCUUCAAUAA